This is a messenger RNA of Phaedon cochleariae (mustard beetle), 6179 nucleotides long. The record is from the annotation of a GenBank genome assembly. NCBI's taxonomy places the organism in Eukaryota, Metazoa, Arthropoda, Insecta, Coleoptera, Chrysomelidae.
ACUCACGAAUAUACUGUGUAUUUCAAUCAUUUCAUAUCGAUAAACAAGUUGAGAAAUAGACAGGGAGUCCCUUUUUUAUGAUUAUGUAUUAUUCAGAUACAGGUUCAAGAAAUAAGCAAAGGUAGAAUCGGAAACAAACGUCUAAUAUAAUACAGCAAGAUGGACAGAAAUAAAACUGGUACAGGAAUGAGGGGUCCUAAAGCAAAGAUAACACAGCAAUUGCCAGAUUCCUUCAUCGCUUUGGGAGCAAAACAGUCAGCUCCAAGAGAUGAUUCUAAAAGAACUGUUCCAUUGCCAAAAUCAUCAGUGUCAUCUCACAUAUCAUCUAGUUCUGGAAAAGCCCCAGCUGAUAAAUUGAAAAGGGACUCUUCAUCUUCAGGGUUAACUCCUGUAAAUCCUUCUAAAAAAUUGAAAGUCAACAUGCCUGGUUCCAGACCUGGAUUGUCAGCUGUGGCUUCUGGAUCAGGACUCUUGCCAAUAGAUCGUAUGGUAACUGGACAAUCAGGUGUGGAACCAUGGGAGUCUCUUGCAGUAGAAUGUGAUGUGGGGGAUAUAUUUGAGAGUAUAAUCAAUCUGAUAUCCAUUGAUAAUACUGAUAAAGCAGUUGGAUACAUACUGGGUCUUAUUAAGAACCUUAAAAAUCUGAGAUCAAAGCCUUGUAAAGUGGCAAAUGCUGUCUUAUUUCUUGUUGCUACUUGUAAACCUUCUAUGUACACCAAUGAUUACAUAGUUAAUGCUAUGUUAAGUGUUUUGAGAAGAGAUGUUAAUGCAGGUUUGAAAGCUAUUGGUAAAAGCAACCCACAAGUGCACCAAUUAUUUUUGAAUUUGCUGGCAUAUGCCUAUUCUGACAUCAAUAAUUGGCCAGAGAUGUUUGUUAAGCUAUAUGUGGAAGAUGCAGUAGGUGAUAGGGUGUUUGUUGAUAGUCCUUUUUGCAAGCCUUUCGUGGAGAAUAUCAUAACAGCUUUCAACACAAAGAUGCCACCAUCAUCCCUUUUGAAGUCUGAAACAUGGACUUCUGCAACAAGGGAUACGGCUAGUCCUUUAACAAUCAAUAGCAUAGAUGAGGAUGAAGUUUUUAGCGAACAAAGAGCUAUAGUUGAGUCAUGGAAUUCUAAAAUUUUUCCUAGAUAUACACAAUCUCAAGAAAAAGUUGAACAAAUAGUGCUAGAAGCAAUAAAAGAACAAUUAGCUAGAAGACAACAACCAGAAACAAUAACGAAAAAUUUUGUACGGUUUUUAAGUACAGCUUGUGGACUUGUUGAAAUACGGAUUAUAGCAGUUUCUCGUAUAGAAACUUGGCUACAUAACCACAAAUUGAUGAAGCCAGCUCAAGAGCUAUUGGCUUAUUUAUGUUAUAAUUGUUCUGCAAGUUCUCAAAGAGAUUUAGAAGUUAUAGCACAGCUCAGCAAGCUGCGCUUGAAAAAUAAACCAAUGGUAAACUACUUCAACAACUGUUUGAGGGAGAUGGUAUUUUCGUUUCCAGAAAACUUAUAUCCAUUAUUGAAGUACACAAUAUAUAAUGAACUGAGUAAUGCUAGAAAUUCAAAUAAUCUUAUUGUUGUUGGAGCUCUGUUUCAAGUAGCACCAGAUGCUAGUGCAGAUGCCUUUGCUGAUAUCUGUCUGGAACUUCUACUCAACAAAGACGACUAUCUCCGCUCCAUUCGUGCCCUCCUCAAAGAGAUCAACAGAGUACUCAGACACGAACUCAACUUGCUCAGUAUCGUUCACGCGCUUCUUCGCGAACGCAAAGAAUAUGCCAGCAGCGUGAGAGAUCACGAGUUCAGAGAACGCAUUUUUCUGUCUCUGGUCGACCUCAGCUGCAUGAGCAUGCUCCUGUGCGUCAGCCCCCAAGUCAGAGAUGGGGCGACGCAGAGCAAAAGAGAUGCGAGCGUUUUGAAAACUUUCCAGAUGCAAGUCAGUAACAUCCAGAGAGAAUGCGUCACAUGGUUGCACGAUUCAGCUUUGAGAGUGUACAGACCGAGUAUCACCGAUUUCAUUCAUGCCUUACACAAAAUACUCUUCUUGGAGCAACCUGAGCAUUAUUAUAAAGUGGAUUCGUGGCCGGGGGAGAACGAGAGAAAUUUAUUUCUGAGGCUCGCUAGUGAAGUGCCUCUUUUGCAAGCAACUUUACUGAGGGUCUUGUUGAUAGGGAUAUCAAAGGAACACCCUAUAAGUGCUCAAGAAGUGGUGGAAAUAACAGAUCAGCUCAUAAAAAGGGCAGCAAACUUGCCGCAAGACUGUACGCCACCAUUGGUAGUAGAUAAAGUGGAGAUCAUAGACUUUUUUUUCAACUUGUGCAGUUAUAACUAUCCAGAAAAUUUUAGUUUACCUUCUGGAUAUGUUCCACCCAAAUUGGCUAUAACUGCCUUAUAUUGGAAGGUUUGGUCGAUACUUUUGAUCUUGGCUGCUCAUAACCCGUUGAGUUUUGGUAGUUUGGCUUGGAAUAAGUAUCCGACACUCAGGAUGUUCAUGGAAAUGUGUAUAACUAAUCAUUUUUCUUUUCCUCCACCCACAAUGAAUUCCCUCGAGGAAGACUACCAAGCAAAGGAACAACAAAUCCUCGUUUUAGAAAAACAAAUCAUCCUGGAAUUCGAAUCCCACUUGGCAGCAGCAAGCACCAAAAUGGAAAUCAACGAGCAAACCAGCCUUCUUCUUCCUCAGUGCAUGGAACUGAGACCCUUAGGGGAAGCUAGACGUCCCCCCAAAAACGUUCUAGACCAACUACAAGUCCUCAAUAACACGCAUAGGCUGGGACAUUUUUUUUGUCGGUCAAGACAUCCAGAUUUCCUUUUGGACAUCAUGUCCCGACAGGGGGGUACGGCACAUAUGCCUUGGCUAGCAGAGUUAGUACAUAGCUCGGAAGGAGUACUAGCCCAUUUGCCCGUCCAGUGUUUGUGUGAAUACUUGUUAUCCACAGCUCCAGCUGAAAAGCUAACCAAACAUGGACAGCUGUUGGCACAUCUGCGCACAGUUGUCAAUGGCAAUGACCCGCAAACGGCUUGCGAAGUCUUGGAGUACCUAUUCAGGAGGUUGACCUCGGAUCACAGUGCUAGUAGAACCCAGGCAACCAAAGGUUUGGGGCUGAUUUUAGCUCCGACAGAUGAUAUCGAGGUGACCAUGGAGAAUCACACUCACUGGUUGACUCAGUAUAUCACACAGUUUACGCACUUCGCAUUGAUAAAGCCGCUUCUCAUUCAGUUUUUGCGGCAAGCGAUACAGAUCGAGACGAAUCCUUCGAGAGUUUCCAGUUACAUUGACUUUUUAUCAUUGCAAGACUGUCUGGAAUCAUUUGCAGAGUUGAAUGAACUCAUAACUGAUCUAUCUUCGGUCAUAAUUGAAAGGCACAGUGUAGCAUCUUAUGUUCUACCAGGAGAGGACAGCUGCACAUUGAAAAACUUGUUGCAGCUUUUUUAUUUAUACACUGUAAAGGCCAAGGAAAACUGUGAGGAGUCCUACAAUAUCCAGCAAAGCUACAACAACGAGUAUGUCAUUGUUUCUUGGGUUACUGGAGAGCAAUGUGCCAUGCAACCCCUUAUCAUACAUGCUACCAUAGUACUUUUGACGUACGGUCCUCUAGAUGACUGUGAGUCUUUCAGUUUGUUGUUGAAUCUUUGGUUUCCCAAAAAUAUGGAACAUCCCAGAGCAUACUCUCCAGAGACUUCAGAAACUACUUCUUAUUUACCAGACUGGAUGAAACUGAGGAUGAUAAGAUCGAACGUUUCUCGAUUAGUAGAUGCAGCCAUUGAAAAACUGGAACCUCCAAAACUCGUUCUGUUCAUACAGUCCUUUGGUAUCCCUACGAAUUCUAUAAGUAAACUGUUGCAUACCCUGGACAAGGCAACCAUUUUGGACCUCAAACUCGUAGUGGACUCUGUUCUCGACAAAACUUACAUGAUUCAGUUGGUAGAGGUGCAGAACAAAAGGGGUGCUUCAGGGGGAGAGACUUUCGUGAAAGCGAUAGAACUGCAGAUGCCGCACAUGGUGGAUUCUGAUAUCAAGGUUGACAUUGAAACCAAAAAACAUUUGCCUGUUUUGUUGAAAAAGCCGAAGGUGUGCCUGAAUGACACUGACAUCGUGCAGGGGCUGAAUGAUUUGUUCAAUCCACAUUAUACGGCUGAUAGGAAUGCUAUAAUUUUGUCUUUGAUCAAGGGUGUUACUUUAAAGAAGAAUGUAGCGGACCUGGUAUUCAAUUUCAUAAAAUCUAUCCCAGUGAAUUUCACCCUACCUAUUGUACUGAAGUACAACUCUAUAUCGACACUUUUUCACCUGAUUUUUACUGCUAGGACUUCUACUCAAGAUAAAAUAUCCUUCGCCUCUCAAUUUUUAGAGUUGAUCCCCAACAAAAAGUCCUGCACCUCAGUGGUUCUACGACAAUAUCUGAACAGCUGUGGUCAAUUGAAAGUGACUCCUAAAAUGGAAGUUGACGAAGAAAUAGCAAUGAAAAGUGAAACAUUAGAUGGUCGUCCUGACGAUUUGGGGGAAAAACUAGGUAAAAUGUUAUUGGACGAAGGUUCUAAAGCAGAAAAAAGUGGAUUGCUUGUCGAUUGGUUGUCCGCUGUCGAAUUAGAAAUUGCCAAUUCAGAUAAACUCAAAUUACAGAUGGAUCUUUUAUUCUCCAAACAAAAACUGCUAUUCAGACCAUUAUUGAUGUCUUUAGUUUUACAAAGGGCCAGUUGGAAAAUAUUGCAUGGUAUCAUGACAUAUCUUUUAAGAGGAGACGUCCUUUCACAUAUAUGUCCUAUCUCAGCAUUAGAUUUCUUGACGGCCCUGACGAAAAGUCCCAAACUUUGGCAAGGUCGAGAUAAAGCAAUACCAAAGCAUUACCAUUUCGAGGACAUACUGCAGUUGAAUCGUGAGCAAGCUUUGGUGAUGAUUAAUUUCAUCGUAGAAGAAGGGAAAACAGACGAGAACAAUUGGAAAACGAAAAUGGAGACACGUUUACAACUACUCCUCAAAUGUCUGGGACAGAAUGCUAGUCCUAUUAUGAAAACUUUGUUGCAACAAUCUGAUAAUGACAUCUAUCAGAGAGAAUUAUUGUUGAUGAUUUACAUGUCUCUGCCUUACACUGGACAAGAUGAUAUCAAAAUAAAACCCGACAUGUGCCUAGAUAUAUGCAAAAAAAAUUGUCCAAGUACUAUUGACGAAAUUGCUCACUGCCUGUUGAGUGCUUUGGCAGCUACUCCUCGUAACAAAGACUGGACGAAGAAGAGUCAAGAUUUGGAACUAUGUGCAAGAAAGCUAGCAGCUACUCAUCCAGUGUUGGUGUUAAGACAGCUCCCUAUGCUGGCAGGGUGUCUCAAAGGGAGAGCACAAUAUGAUUGGGGUGUUCUCAAAAGCAGGGGGCACUUCAUGUUGUUUGGGCAGAUUUUGGGGCUGAUGGAACUCCUGCAGCCAUACGUUUAUGAGCAAACCGCGAUUUUGUCGGAAUUAUUGGAUUCUUAUUUUUUGUUGAUGCAAUUUCACGGUCAUAACAAGGAUUUGGGGGUGCUCGUAUCUAGAAUUGUGCAUUUCGUUCAGAACUGGAUGGUGAAAGAUGUCAAAGGGGCUUCAAAGUAUCUGCAACAGCAUGGUGGAAUAUUGAAUGAAAUCCAGUUCAACCAACCAGGAGUCAGACCGCUACUAUCCAGCGUAUCUCUUCCAAUGAGCGACCAAUCAUCAUCCUCUGAGGUUCUCGUGGGUACCAUUACCCCACCGGUUCCCGAACAAUAUCCCCAACACUGGGGCCAAGUGAGGGCCGCCCUCCAGUCGACAGACAACCUUGCAGCACUGCAAGAGUUAGACCAUAUCACCAACAGGAGACCGCAAUGGCUGCAAGACGUGUCACAGCACUUGUGCAACUCCAUAAGUUCAUCGAACAGCUCGGUGAGAUCUUUGGCCCUAUUGUUGAUUGUGAGGUGGCUGAAACACGAUCCCAAAGCUGCGAACGAAGCCCUUCCAGCCGUUUUGGCGUGUUUGGACAGCAAUAACGGAGAUAUAGUCAGUAGCGUGUUGGAUAGACUGUCUGAUUUAGUGGCUGUUAUGCAAGAGUACGCCAAGGUUAUAUUAACGAGGGUGUUUCAGUUGGGAAUGAAAUCGACCAUGAACACUACUAGUAAUAUUACUAAGACGGUGAAUUUGUUGAGCUUACAGUAUGGGUAUUGAAUGAUAAAUAUUGUAAAUAUAUGUAGGAGUCAAGUUUU